Molecule: messenger RNA, 600 nt
Organism: Caenorhabditis remanei
Lineage: Eukaryota; Metazoa; Nematoda; Chromadorea; Rhabditida; Rhabditidae
Exons: 3
Coding region: 1-600 (199 amino acids)
Cellular component (GO): membrane
Molecular function (GO): G protein-coupled peptide receptor activity
Source: RefSeq, a predicted model, not a curated record
AUGGCACGCUUUUCAAUAUUCAAGGAUGGACUAUGGAUUGCACCACAGGGAUGCGGCUACCCUCCAAACUACAACCAAACAAAGUAUAUAGUGUUGGUUGGGCGGAAAGUGAUAUUCUCAGAUUCGACAUCCAAAAAGUUGUAUGGCGUAGUGAAUGGAGCUGCAAGUGUGAUCCCGGCGGUACUGUACCCAGUGAUCGCAAUAGUUUUGUUGGUGCAAUUAUGGAAGAUUGGGAAGAAUCGAAAUAAAUUGUUUAGUCGACGAACAGAAGAAAAGGAUCACACCACGCAACUCGUCAUCCUGAUGACUAUCACCUUCUUUAUCUCCCAGCUCCCAUUCGGCUUAUCCAUGUGGCUCCGUCUCGUCUUCCCGUAUCAUUCAGUAAUCUCAUCGCUGUUAGAUCAUGGCAAGGAGAUCACUUCUAUCUUAUUUACUAUCAAUGCCACGUGUCACUGUAUAAUAUUUGCCACGUUGAGCGUACAGUAUAGGGUUGUGGCUAGGGAGGUGUACUGUUGUGGAAAAAUGAAAUCUGCGUCGGUGUCAACAAGAAGUGUUGUGGGAAGUCAGAAGGAAAACAAAACAAACACUUUGAUUAAUUAA